Messenger RNA from Coregonus sp. 'balchen', 9255 nucleotides. The record is from the annotation of a GenBank genome assembly. NCBI's taxonomy places the organism in Eukaryota, Metazoa, Chordata, Actinopteri, Salmoniformes, Salmonidae.
AUGGACCUACAGGGAGAGGGUAAGGACAUGGACCUACAGGGAGAGGGUAAGGACAUGGACCUACAGGGAGAGGGUAAGGACAUGGACCUACAGGGAGAGGGUAAGGACAUGACCUACGGGAGAGGGUAAGGACAUGGACCUACAGGGGAGGGUAAGGACAUGGACCUACAGGGAGAGGGUAAGGACAUGGACCUACAGGGAGAGUUUGGAUUGCACUGCCAUUUCAGAUCAACAUUUCACAUCUGUGUACCAAAGACAUACAGCAGGUGGUAGACGUGUGUUUGUCUUGUUCAGGACUAAUGAUUAAAGAACAGCCCAAUCAACAAACAUAGAGAGAAACAUCACAACUUUACUCCCUCUAACACUGCUCAUAACUGUGGUUCAGAGUUCCAGCCCCUGUCCUCUCCCCCUCGCUCCUCUCUGCGCUCCGGUCGCUCUCCAACCCGCUCCAGAGGCCGAGUCCGAGGCAGGGUGACCUUCGCUCAGGACUGUUCCAGUGACUACAACACCUCAGACGUGUCCACACCUGACCCUCAGGACCUCCAGCCCCACCUCCAGCCCCACCUCCAGCCGUAUGAUGCCCCUGUGGGCAGCGGACAGGCCCCAUGGACCCCCCCACUGGAGACGGACCCAGAGCCACAAGACCCGGUACAGGCCCCAAAAGCCUGGGCCUCCGAGUGCAGCCAUGCCCACUGGCCCUCCCUCUCCUCCAGCUUGACUCAACUACUCCAGCCCCUGGCUUCACCACCUCCCAGAGAUACAGAGCUGGACCUGGAGGCCCGGACCAGCAGACUGCUGAGGCUCACCUCAGGUUAGAAGGCUAAUCAAUUACCAACAGUCAUUUAGAGUACAGUUGUUUAUAAUAUUCUUCUAAGUAAAAUGCAGUAUAAUGCAGUAAUUAACAGUAUAUGGUGAUAACCAACUCACAGCCAGUAUCUGGAAAGUGGACCAUUACUAUCUGGUGAUAUCACUGUGUAGUAGUAGUAGUGGUGUCACUAACAGCAGGUUCAUGACUGGGUCUACUCGUUGCAUUUUCCUUGUGAAAACGUAUUCCGUAAUUUACGCUCAUGUUUCAUUUUAGCCACUAGAGGGCACACUUGUACAAGGAAACUAAAUACCCCAUGUAAGAGAACUGUACAGACCAGGGUCAAUGGUAGUAGUGGUCUCCUAGUCAUUGGCUACGUCCCAAACAGCACCCUCUAUUCCCUAUAGACCCUGGACCAAGGUGUGUAGUGCACUGUAUAGGGAAUACGGUGACAUUUAGGACACCAGUCUUUAUCUCCUCUUCAGACCAAGCUUCUUCUCUAAGAGAUGAGUGUGUUUAUGUCUCCUUCCCACUCAAGACCUGCAUGUAGCCACUCACCUGUCAGACGACUCCACUGUCCUCCGGCGGUUCUCUGAAGGGGCCAGUCGGUGCCAGAGUCCAGCCCCACGGAGUGUCUCUGUGGACAGGCUGCUGAAUCACCAGAGCCCCAGGCUUCAGCAGGCCUCCAGGCCUCAACAUGGAGGAUCUCCCCAGAGACAGAGCAUGAAGCAGAGCUGCCUGGACGCUCUUACUCCCCCUGGUCCAGUAGACUCCACUGGUCAGGCUGCUGGGUCCGGUCUCUACUCUGGCCUUUACAGCCCACCUCCCCUAGGGUCUGACCUGCAGACAGGCACCAGAUACAACUCUGUCAGCGCUACACAGGUCAACAUUUACAUUUAUAUUCUAGUUUGAUUUGAGGCUGCUCCAGCCAGAGACAACAGGGACAAAGUUAGUCAGCACAUGUUCCAACCCUGAACAACUUAUAGUGAAUGCAAAUAUGUGCCAACUUUAAUUACUGAUAUUUUUAUACAACACACACAUGUUUUUACAUGUACAUUUUUUUUUGUCAUUUAGCAGACGCUCUUAUCCAGAGCGACUUACAGUUAGUGAGCGCAUACAUUUUUUUUCAUACUGGUCCCCCCCGUGGGAAUCGAACCCACAACCCUGGCGUUGCAAGCACCAUGCUCUACCAACUGAGCUACACGGGACCAUAUCAAAAGUAGCCUACAGUUUGAUUACAGAAGUGCCAUCAGAAGCUUUGUGGUCACUGCUCAGUGGUGUAUAGUGGGUCAACAGCUGCCUGCGUCAACAGCACUAGAAUAGCAGCAGCCCCAAUUAUUCCAUUACAGUCAUUCCAAAGCACCUUGGUUGUUGCAUGAGGUGACAGGCCUUAAUGCUAAUGCAGGGAGCCUGUGGUCCGUGGCCCUACAGUAAGCCUACGUGGGUUUGACAGUAUUUCUCACAUCCCCAAGCCAAACCCCCCCAUGGAGAGCAAUCUCCCCAAACGGAAUUAAGUCUUACUGCCUUGGGAAAUGGAGACAUUUAUUUGAGAAAGCUCGUUUAAUUGAGGGAUGAGCGUUUGGGUAAGACAACGCUGGCUUUGAGGCCUCUCUUAUCUGUUCAUAACCAAGGAGAGUAAUUCGCUGUGAAAAUAUUGGGUUACCUGUGUGAUUGGCAGGGAAAUUGGACAUAGGGUACUGAGGAGGAGGACCUGUGGCUUAAAAAGGGUUCUGGAGGGAGUGUUGGGUUAGGAGCAUUAGGGUUGGGUCAAAAUUGGCACCCUAUUCCCUAUAUAGUGUGCACUACUUUUUUAUCAGGGCCCUAUGGGGUAGUGCACUAUAAAUGGAAUAGGCUACCAUUUGGGUGGAGCGUUAGUAAUGUGAGAGGAGUGGGAACCCGGUCUUAUCUCAAUACAUUCCCUCUCACAACACAGUGACGCACACACAGACAAUUUGGUCCGGCGCUCGGUCGGCCUAAAACACUAAAUCUAACGUAGAAAGAGUAACUUUCUAGUGAGGCGAGAUCACAGCGUUAGAAACAUUGCCCCGUCUUAUUGUUAUUGAAACAAGGAUAUUUUUUUUAAAUGUGGCCGUCGUGACAAACUUCUGUUUUCACUCGAACGUUAAGGCCUUACCAUUGUAUUUCCAGAGCUCCAGACCAGGGCUUGGUGACUGCCACUCUGUGCCCAGGAACCCCUCACCUCAGCCUGGGGUGGCAGAGCUCUCCUCCUCCCUGAGAGGACUCCUGGACCUGGUGGACCAGCACUGGGUUGGCACACGCUCCCUCCACCUCAACCCCAGCUUCCUGGGUACACAAUCAGUGACUACCCUACGUCCCAAAUGGCACCCUAUUCCAUAUGUAGUGCACUACUUUUGACCACUGUAUCGUCAUCAUCACUCACACAAACUGAUGAAUCAGGCCUGCCAUUGUAACCAUUCUAGAUGUUUUUUUCUCAGACUAAGAAACGAGUUAGUCCUAUGCUUGGCAUUGCAACCUAACAAGAAACUUUCUAGACACUGUUCUCAGACUGUGUCACUUCCUGUCUUCUGUCUUCUCCAGGCCAGGCCUACGACCUGCUCUCUGCCCUGGGAUCACCUCCUGCUGCUCCCUGUCUGAGAGAGACAGAACAGAAGGGAGACGGACAGAACAGAGGAGGAGGAGAACAGAGUGGGAGUCCUGCUGAUGUGACUCCACAGUGCAGUGAAAUAGCUCUCCUGAAGAGGAAGCUGACCGUCACACAACAGCAGCUGGUUAGUACCUCAACAACACUAGGGUUGCGUCCCAAAUGCCACCCUAUUCCCUACUGAAUAUAGUGCACUACUUUUGACCAUGGCCCAUAGAGCAAAACAGACAAUAAUUUGGCACCAGAAUCUGAAUUGAAUUAGGUUAAAUCCUGACCUAAAUUAUCUUCUCUCAGGGGGCAAAAUCCUAACUUCCAUUUAAGUCAAAAAAAAUGUCACUUAAUCUCCCGUUGACAUCAACGCAUGACUAAGUGAAAAUUCAUCUUAAGUGGAAUUAAGGAUUUGUCCCCUCGGCGUCUCUAUUUGUCUGUGUUGCAGGAAUCCCUGAAGAAAAGGCUUGUUGAGGCGCUGAAAGAAAACUACAACUUGAGACUAACCAGCCUGAAGCAGGACUCCUCUACCACUGCUGAGACCAACUGUGAGUUGCCUUGGCUAUGACACAGUGUAUGUCUUUGGGAUGGUGUGGACAAGUAUCUCUCUCUCUUCUCUCUCUCUCUCUCUCUCUCUCUCUCUCUCUCUCUCUCUCUCUCUCUCUCUCUCUCUCUCUCUCUGCUCUCACUCUGCUCUCACUCUCUGCUCUCACUCUCUGUGUAUGUGUAUGUGUGUGUGUGUGUGCACGUGCGUGCUUGUGUGUGAGUGUGUGUAGGUGGCAGGCAGUGGGACAGGUGUCUACAGAGACAGGUGAAUGCUCUGAGAGAGCAGGAGACACACCUGAGACAGCUGGAACAGACCAUGGUGCUUCUACAGGGCAAUCACAGGUCAAUACACACACACACACACACACACACACACACACACACACACACACACACACACACACACACACACACACACACACACACACACACACACACACAUACAAUUAACUCAAAAUUCUGUCCGUCAAAAGUCUGUGCCAAGACUCAGCUUUUUGUCAUGUAUUUUCCACAGGUGUUUGGUGUCCAAUAAUAACUCUCUGUUGGGACAUCUAAAUGAACACACAACAGAAGUCCAGAGUCCAGAGUCCAGAGAAUCCAGCCAGCAGACUAAUCUAAUGACUUCAACAUCGGAGAUCAAUUCAUAGCCUACCCCUGAGUAGCCAAGCCUUUGUCCAGAUUGUACUGCGUUCUAAUUAAUAAAGCUUACUCUGUAAACUUUGUAGGCUAUGUUUGGCAUACUGUGAAAUACAGGCCUAUUGCAAAAUGUCUUUGUAAUAGGCCGGGUUUUUAUAUGCACUCAAAUGCAUUUAUCAAAUAAAAAAUGUUCACCACAUCACCUCACUUCCAAGGAAAGAUCAUGUUAGUUAUCAUAAUACACUUUUUCUGUAUGUCAUUUAUGUAAUUACAUGAUAACAAAGUGAUGUUUUCAAUCAACCUCCAAAGCUGCUUGGUUUUCCUCCUUUCACGUGAGAUGAAUGACGUCACGCGCGAGCUCCAAUGUAAAUGACGUCACGUCGUUCCAGAUAAAACGGCUCCUCUCAGACAGCGGUCAACUGACUACAAACUCUGCUUUCUUCGCAAAUAACCCGCCUAUCUUUUCAAACAGUAGUGCAUGUUUUCAACAAUUUGCUAAAAUAGGCUACUACAAAGAUUGAGUAGGAAGAAGGUAGCUAAAAGAUAGCUGAUGAAUAAUGAAUUGCGGUGAUUUUGCUAGCUAGCCAGGUGUUAGCAACGGGCAAAGUGAAGAGGACUAGGAGAGGAGACCAUAGUUGCUGCUAGCUAGGUUUAUAGCUAGCUUACUGUUUCUUGUCUGGAUUUUGCGCAAAGUUUGUAAAAGAGUAAGCUACUAAUGCCAAAUGGCAACUGAGCAGGACAAUCAAUUUUGCUCCUUCAAUGUUGGUGGAUGUUUUUUCUCCAUCCAGCUCAACCGACUUUCUCACCUUCAAGACUCCUUGCUGUUCAAAGACACUUCUUCUGAUCAGACUCCACGAUGGUUUAUCGACAGAGACGGAUGCACAUUCAGACAUGUACAUUAUUAUCUACAAACUGGAAAACUAGCUUCAUCAUGUGUAUCAGAACUAAAUAUUUUAUAUGAGCUUACUGCAGGUCUACGCCUAACGUCACUGCUACAGGUAAAUCAAUUAAUCAAUCAACCCCUUGCUGUUUGCAAAGUAAAGGACAUGCAUGAUUAUUAGUCUGCCUUAUGUGGUAAAGAAAGGCAGCUAGGCUACUGUUGUUUUUCGCAACAUCAUUCAAUCAAGGUCAAAACAAUAAGGCUGCAUUUAGACGGGCAGCCCAAUUCUGAGAUUUUUUUCACUAAUUGGUCUUUUGACCAAUCAGAUCACCUCUGAAAAAGAUUUGAUGUGAAAGAUCUGAUGUGAUUGGUCAAAAGACAUUGUACUACAUCAUUGAGUCUAACAUACAAUUAUACUGGACAAGCUUUUAAGAAUAAGUUAACUUAUGUCUAAAAUAUUUCAUGUUUACUCUAUCAUAAUUUAUACUGUAUAUCCUAUUGUGUACAUAUCAAUUGUAUUACUAUGCAUACUACCUUCCUCUAAUUACUUGUUCUUUUUUAUUAGAAUUUGACUAUUAUUGAUAUUGAUACUGUACUGCAAUGUUGAGGGAGCUUUUAUACCCGGUGCUGUAAACUGUAUGUGACAAAUAACAUUUGAUUUGAUUUGAUAUGAAGUGGGCCUACUCAUGAUUUAUGUCCUCUGUUCAUUUCCCACCAGGCCUUAGAGAACCUCAAGUCAGGGAAGCAUUUCCUGCGAGCCCGGCCAGUAGACCUACAGGUGACUGAGAGAGCCACUCUGAACUACUGGAAGACCAGAAUCUAUAACACCAGACAGCCUGAACCCCUAGCCAGCCCAGUGUCCUCAGGUAGGCCCCCCCUAGCCAGCCCAGUGUCCUCAGGUAGGUAACACCAGACAGCCUGAACCCCUAGCCAGCCCAGUGUCCUCAGGUAGGCCCCCCUAGCCAGCCCAGUGUCCUCAGGUAGGUAACACCAGACAGCCUGAACCCCUAGCCAGCCCAGUGUCCUCAGGUAGGCCCCCCCUAGCCAGCCCAGUGUCCUCAGGUAGGUACCAACAGCCUGUAGCCCCCAGUGUCCUCCCCCCUACCCCAGCCAGCCCAGUGUCCUCAGUAGGCCCCCCUAGCCAGCCCAGUGUCCUCAGGUAGGUAACACCAGACAGCCUGAACCCCUAGCCAGCCCAGUGUCCUCAGGUAGGUAAGCCCAGGCCUCAGGUAGACCCCCCCUAACAGUGUCCUCAGGUAGGUAACACCAGCACAAGCUCAAUACAUGUUAUUAUGGCUGGACAAUAGCUAAAGUCCCUCACCAGUCUUGAACCCGGGCUUCCCAGACUGUAGGCAAACUGUCUUAACUACUCCCAAUACCCACUGGAGGAAGCUCCUACCUUGCUUACACAGGCAAGGAUUGCUACAAUAUGAUGUCACUGUGUUGUUGUGUUGUUGUGUAGUUCAUGACGCGGUACCCCUGGGUUUGGUGGGGACUCCUCUGGUCGACGGUGAUGAGGAGGCGCUGUACUGCUUCGUUCCCAUGGAGACAGUCCGCCUGUACCCCGCACUGGUGACGCCUCACAACCUGCUGUGGCUGUGUGACGACCUGGCCGUCAUCGAGUGUGACAGCCCUCUCUUCAGAUUCAUAGGUAAGCUUCACUUAAUGAUUGACUUAGGUCAAGGGACCAUAGGCCAUCGACGACUCAUCUCUUAUCAAAAUCUGUUCUGGGCAGUGAGUCUUCUCAACCUUGUUCCGCCCCAUUCCGGAUGUUUUGGUGUCUGUCACAAGCUCCAGCUUUCCGUCAGUCAUAUCCAACAAAGAAAUUAAAAUCAUACUAAAACUAAAAAUCUAGAAAACUCUACAAGUAUCGUACCCUUAUUACACCCUCAUAACAACCAAAAACACAUCAAUAGAAACUCAAUGCAAGCUACUCUCUUCAGGCUCAUAGGAAACUCAAUGCAAGGUGUAUUGGUUCAUUGUCCUGUUGAAAAACAAUCCUGUUGAAAAACAAAUGAUAGUCCCACUAAUCCCAAACCAGAUGGGAUGGCGUAUCGCUGCAGAAUGCUGUGGUAGCCAUGCUGGUUAAGUGUGCCUUGAAUUCUAAAUAAAUCACAGACAGUGUCACCAGUUCUUGACAGUUCUUGACAUUUUCCGUAUUGACUGACCUUCAUGUCUUAAAGUAAUGAUGGACUGUCGUUUCUCUUUGCUUAUUUGAGCUGUUCUUGCCAUAAUAUGGACUUGGUCUUUUACCAAAUAGGGCUAUCUUCUGUAUACCACCCCUACCUUGUCACAACACAACUGAUUGGCUCAAACGCAUUAAGAAGGAAAGAAAUUCCACAAAUUAACUUUUAAGAAGGCACACCUGUUAAUUGAAAUGCAUUCCAGGUGACUACCUCAUGAAGCUGGUUGAGAGAAUGCCAAGAGUGUGCAAAGCUGUCAUCAAGGCAAAGGGUGGCUAUUUGAAGAAUCUCAAAUAUAAAAUAUAUUUUGAUUUGUUUAACACUUUUUUGGUUACUCCAUGAUUCCAUAUGUUACUUGGCGUUACCUUAGACUGUAAACUAUUAUGGUCAGAACAUAUAGAUGAAAUGGUUGUAAAGAUGGGGAGAGGUCUGUCCGUAAUAAAGAGAUGCUCUGCUUUUUUGACACCACACUCCACAAAGCAAGUUCUGCAGGCUCUAGUGUUGUCUUAUCUUGAUUAUUGUCCAGUCGUGUGGUCCAGUGCUGCAAAGAAGGACCUAGUUAAGCUGUAGCUGGCCCAGAACAGAGGGCUGAUAUUAAUACUAUGCACGCAAAUCUCUCUUGGCUAAGAGUUGAGGAGAGACUGACUGCAUCACUUAUUAUUUUUAUUAGAAACAUUAAUGUGUUGAAAAUCCCAAAUUGUUUGCAUAGUCGACUUACACACAGCUCUGACACACACACUUACCCCACCAGACAUGCCACCAGGGGUCUUUUCACAGUCCCCAAAUCCAGAACAAAUUCCAGAAAGCUUACAGUAUCAUAUAGAGCCAUUAUUGCUUGGAACUCCGUUCCAUCUCAUAUUGCUCAAAUAAACAGCAAACCUGGUUUCAAAAAACAGAUAAAGCAACACCUCACGGCACAACGCCUCUCCCCUAUUUGACCUAGAUAGUUUGUGUGUAUGUAUUGAUAUGUAGGCUACGAGAUGUAGUUCUGUCCUUGAGCUGUUCUUGUCUAUUAAUGUUCUGUAUUAUGUCAUGUUUCAUGUUCUGUGUGGACCCCAGGAAGAGUAGCUGCUGCUUUCGCAACAGCUAAUGGGGAUCCUAAUAAAAUACCAAAAUAUGUGUUAUUUCAUAGUUUUGAUAUCUUCACUAUUAUUCUACAAUGUAAAAAAUUUGUAAAAAAUGAAGAAAAACCCUUGAAUGAGUAGGUGUGUCCAAACUUUUUGACUGGUAGCGUAUGGCCAAUGUGUACAGUGGGGAAAAAAAGUAUUUAGUCAGCCACCAAUUGUGCAAGUUCUCCCACUUAAAAAGAUGAGAGAGGCCUGUAAUUUUCAUCAUAGGUACACGUCAACUAUGACAGACAAAUUGAGGAAAAGAAAUCCAGAAAAUCACAUUGUAGGAUUUUUUAUGAAUUUAUUUGCAAAUUAUGGUGGUAGCGUAUGGCCAAUGUGUGAAUGUGUCUGUAUUUCUGUGUGUAUCUCUGAGAAUGUGAAGAAGAAGCGUCUCCUAACCGUUGAGGAGAGUGAUGUGUGUCUGUGUUCCGUUCAGCUAAUUAUCUUCAGACUGGAAAGAUCUUGCUGCCGGAGGAGUUCAGUGA